Messenger RNA from Pichia kudriavzevii, 696 nucleotides. RefSeq lists its product as uncharacterized. Lineage: Eukaryota; Fungi; Ascomycota; Pichiomycetes; Pichiales; Pichiaceae. The record is from RefSeq and is a predicted model, not a curated record. The transcript has a single exon. Bases 1 to 696 code for a protein of 231 amino acids.
AUGACGUUAAGACUUGCUGUGAUUGGUGCCAACGGUAAGGUUGCAACUAAAUUAAUGAAAAGAUUAGCCCAACUCAAGAAUGAGUUUGAUACCGUCGCCUUUAUCCGGAAUGAGGCUCAAGCUCCAAAGUUCACUAAGCUGGGCAUCAAGUACUCUACGGAGAUUGAUCUUACAAACACACCAGUAGAAGGGAUUACAGAGGCGUUGAGAGGGUUCGACGCAAUUGUUUUCAGUGCAGGAGCUGGUGGGAAAGGUUUGGAUCUAACAUUUUCAGUUGAUCUCGAUGGCGCCAUCAAGGUUAAGGAAUCGAUAGAGAACAACAACUCCAACCAGAGACUUAUUUUGGUCAGCGCCAUCAAGGCAAAGGAUAGAAGCUAUUGGUGGGACACAGAUCUAAGAUCCUAUUAUAUCGCUAAAAAGUAUGCCGACCAAAUCAUUGAAAGCUCAGACAUCAAUUAUACAAUUCUUCAACCUGGCUAUUUACUGGAUACUGAUGCCACAGGGAAAAUUGCAGACCCUAAGAAAGUUAACAAUUAUGCAGACACAGUGAAGGGUCAGCAUGAGAAAAUAUCCAUCCCUAGAGACGAUGUUGCGUUGACAAUCAUUGAGUCUCUGAGAAACAAAAAUACCAAUAGGAAGGUCAUUCCCUUGAUCAGCGGAGAUAUUCCAAUAUCAGAGGCAUUAAAGAAUUUAUAA